AUAAAUUACUUGCAUAACUAGGAUUUUCAUCAGGGAGGAUGGAAUUUGAACUCUCAAGACCAACUGAGAAGUGAAAUAACAGAAAUUUGACUGCCCAGUGUGCAAUGGAUGGUGCAGGAGCAAAGGGAAAUGCCAGUAAAUACCAGGGAGUGGAAGGACAGUCACAUGCAACUUCUCUAUCAAACCCACUGAUGAGUGAUUUCGUUUCAGACUGGUCUCCCUUACAUGAUGCCUCUAUCCACGGGCGUUUGCUUGCUCUGAAGAAACUCAUCAAUCAGGGGAGCAGUGUUAACCUCAUUACAGCAGAUCAUGUGUCUCCUCUCCACGAAGCCUGCUUAGGGGGCCAUCCUGCUUGUGCUAGUGUCCUAUUAAAACACGGGGCUCAAGUGAAUGGAGUUACUAUUGACUGGCAUACUCCUUUGUUCAAUGCCUGUGUCAGUGGCAACGUGGCCUGUUUGAAUCUAUUAUUACAGCAUGGAGCCAGCCCACAUGCACCAUGUGAUCUGGCUUCCCCUAUCCAUGAAGCUGCUAAGAGAGGACAUAUUGAAUGUGUCGAAUCCCUCACAUCCAAUGGAGUAAAUAUAGACCUCAACAUCAAACAUCUGGGUACUCCGCUUUAUGUGGCUUGUGAGAAUGAGCAGGUAGCCUGUGCCAAGAAGUUACUUGAAUCAGGAGCAAGUGCAAAUGGUGGCAAAGAUCUGGACUCUCCUCUCCAUGUGGCUGCCAGGAAUUCCAACGCUGACCUGGUGCACUUGCUGAUUGACUUUGGAGCAGACGUGAGAGCUAAGAAUGCAGAAGGCAAAAGGCCAGUGGAGCUGGUUCCACCAAGCAGCACUUUAACACAAAUAUUUGUGCAGAAAGAAGGGCCCCUGUCCUUGAUGCAGUUGUGCCGCCUGUGCAUUAGGAAGUGCUUCGGACACAAACAACAUCAUAAAAUAACUGGACUUCUGCUCCCGGAUGAGCUGAAACAUUUUCUCCUCCACAUUUAA
Molecule: messenger RNA, 989 nt
Organism: Emys orbicularis (European pond turtle)
Lineage: Eukaryota; Metazoa; Chordata; Testudines; Emydidae
Gene: ASB9
Product: ankyrin repeat and SOCS box containing 9
Exons: 7
Coding region: 105-989 (294 amino acids)
Biological process (GO): positive regulation of protein catabolic process; intracellular signal transduction; protein ubiquitination
Molecular function (GO): protein binding
Source: RefSeq, a predicted model, not a curated record